Molecule: messenger RNA, 489 nt
Organism: Coccidioides immitis RS
Lineage: Eukaryota; Fungi; Ascomycota; Eurotiomycetes; Onygenales; Onygenaceae
Exons: 5
Coding region: 1-489 (162 amino acids)
Source: RefSeq, a predicted model, not a curated record
AUGCAGCAGGCAAAUGGCCCUGAUGGAAUGAGCUCGUUGCACUCCCAAAGCUUCAGCACCUUUAGCCGCUCUGGUGGUUGGAAGGCCACCUUUGAUGCGAUUCGCAACCAUCAGAACCAGAUCCGGAUGGGACUUUCCACGAAGUUGAAUUUAGACAUCACUGAACAGCUUAGCUUUGACUCACUGGGGGCUACGAGUAACCCAGUUGUUCAUGAAAUUCGUUGGUACGACAUGCACUGGAAUCUAGCUCACCAUCUUUCUCGUUCAGGAGAAUUGGAUGCAUCCUUGAGAGAGGAACUUACCAUGAUGACACCGAGGGAUAGAGAUGGAGAGGAGCUCCUCGAGGCAGCUAUUCAGCACAGAUCAACAGUCCUUCCAACAUCUGGCGCCAAUCCGGGUCUUAAAAAAGGAGAACAGUGGGUGUUUGGAGGACAGAAGGGACGUAUCAAUAGUGAUACGCCGCUUCUCAAGCUGUGCUCUGGAGGAUGA